Branchiostoma floridae (Florida lancelet) is the source of this 1224-nucleotide messenger RNA. RefSeq names its product polymerase delta-interacting protein 2-like. The transcript is spliced from 9 exons. The coding region runs from base 83 to 943 and encodes 286 amino acids. Gene Ontology annotation, biological process: error-free translesion synthesis. Lineage: Eukaryota; Metazoa; Chordata; Leptocardii; Amphioxiformes; Branchiostomatidae. The record is from RefSeq and is a predicted model, not a curated record. Gene Ontology annotation, molecular function: DNA binding. Gene Ontology annotation, cellular component: mitochondrial nucleoid; nucleus.
ACAUUGUCAAUGGCACCUGCGGGUCAAUGACCUAUCAUCACGCGAGAGUUUGGCCGUGACAACGCGAGAGUUGGACAAGAACAUGGCUGCCAUCCGGAGACUGUGUGUUUUGAAAGUCGUGGUGCCGGGUUUGGUGGCGAACUCCGCCAGAACGACGCUGUGCGGGGCGUUUGUGUGCCGGGCAGGAUGGGUGAGGAGGAUGAACUCAAGUAGGUUACAGUCAGUGGGAAUCCUGGAGACGCCCAAACAGCAGGGGAAGUACGAGACAGGUCAGCUGUUCCUACACAAAGUGUUUGGUUACCGUGGGAUUGUGCUAUUCCCGUGGGUUGCCAGACUCUACGACAGAGACGUCGCCUCAAAAACGGAAGAAAGGAAUCUUGAGGAAGGUCUGUACACAACAGCUGGGAAGGAGGUGAAGGGGAAGACUCACACGUAUUACCAGGUUCUCAUCGACUCAAGGGACUGUCCCUAUAUUAGAGCACAGACAGAAGGCGUGACAUUUCUAGGGAACACAGAAAACAGCAGAUCUCUGUAUGCAAUACCAGUACUAAGUGCUAAGACAUGUUUUCCUUUCUUCAUGCAGGAGGCCCACAAUGCCAAUGUGUACUGGUGGCGGUACUGCAUCCGGCUAGAGAACCUAGGUGAGGAGACAGUCCAGCUACGUGAGCGGCACUGGCGGAUCUUCAGCCUGUCAGGAACACUGGAGACGGUACGCGGGCGCGGAGUCAUCGGGAGGGAGCCCGUACUGUCGAAGGAGCAGCCAGCGUUCCAGUACAGCAGUCACGUCUCACUGCAGGCUCCCAGCGGACACAUGUGGGGCACGUUCAGAAUGGAGCGGUCGGAUGGCCACAUGUUUGACUGUAGGAUCCCACCCUUCUCACUGGAGAGCAAGUCUGACGACAACAACUCCCCCCAUGGGUUCGUGGGACCUAAGAGAAAGUGAAAGUGAUGUGCUACCAUAGCAACCAGACAGGUCAAAGGUUGAAGAUUGCAUCAUUGGACAGCCAAGCAAGUUAGAAGUUUAGGGUCAAAGGUCAGGGCAUGCAUCAGGGAGAGAAAACAAAAUAUAUGGAUACAAAAAACAUUACACAGAUCACCCCUUUGUAACAGUGGUAUGUUCCUGAUGAUCUCAGUUUUUGACAGUUUUGAGCCGUACCAUGUCAGAUUCAUUUGAAAGUAGGGGUAGCGGGUUAUAUGCUAAUGCUACUUUUUUGUGUUGUUGUU